CGGCACAGGUGAAAGCACGGAGGGGAGGGACCCGGGUAAACAGGACGAAGAGGAAAAGAAGAAGAAGGAGGAGGAGGAGGAGAAAGCGAACAGAAACUAAAGAUGACCAUGUUACACUAAUGGAUACACUCAAGCCCAGACGCUCCUAUUGUGGCCAGCUGACCUUGACUUGGCAAUGAGCGAGCCUGUGGACACAACGUCCCCCUCACUCUAAACAUCACAUAUGAGCGCCCUUGGAUACAUCUUUAUCAUUCAUCAGAAAUGGAGGCAGUAUCAGUGCCGUCACGUGAUGCUGACAGGCUCGCGGUUGAGGACCUCAGAGAGUCUGAUAUGCAGGAGGACACCCCAGACCACAAGGGGCCAGCAGACAAAGUCAAAUUCUAUACAUACGCUCAUCAGAGGCGGACAAGACAGAAAGUUGUGAGCGACUACGCAUCUAUGAGUAAGGGAGCGACAACAGCAGUCAAGCCCAGAGCUGCACUCAAACAAGUUUUUUUCAACCAGGGAGCGUCUGAUAGGAACCCAACAGCUGAGGAGCAGAGUCAGCUGGAUGUUCUCAAGCAGGAGCUGGAGGCCUUUGCUGUACCCGUCAGCUUGAAGUGGAGAUGGAGGGAGGAAAUUCGUGGAAGCACGUUGGAGAGGAACUGGACUGACAUUGUCAACUCUCACUCGAUAAUGUCACGGAUGCAGAGGUACCAGCAGGAAGCUCUGUGGGAGUUUGUGCACACUGAGCUCAGCUACAUCAACAGACUUUUCAUCAUCAAAGAUUUGGUGAUUGCAGCGUUGGUCAACUUGCACCUGCGUGGAUUCCUCCAAGAGGUGACCCCCGAGCUGCUUUUCUGCAACCUCCCCGCCAUCCUCAGCGCGCACCAACGGUUCUGGCAGGAAGUCAUUUUUCCCAUGUUACGGGAGGUCCGUUCCACAGGCAAGCCCUUUGACCCUGUGAGGUUAGAGGCUGGCUGCCUGCAUUUCCAUGACCACUUCUCUCAGUACCAGCAUUACUGUGCCGAGGAGGAAAACAGCAUUGAGUUUGCACGCAAGCAGAUGGAGAGCAACCCACAUUUCUGCACAUACGUCCAGUGGGUGGAGACUCACCCUCAGUGUCAGCGCAUGCGCAUCGGCGACAUGCAGGCCAAACCCCACCAGAGGAUCACCAAGUACCCCCUCCUUCUCAAGGCUGUGCUCAAAACCACCUUGGACCUUCGUGUGCAGCGCAGCCUUCGCAGUAUGUUAUCCAGCGUGAACACUUUCCUAGAGAGCAUCAAUGAACACCUGAGGGUGAAGGAUGAGGAGAUGGCGCUCUCCAUCUCUGCGCAGAGGCUGGAGGGAUAUGAGAUGGAGGGAAUAAAUGAGGAAAUUGACAAGCAUGUCCGAGAUGUCUGUCAGUUUAAGCUGACGUGCCCCAUUGGAGGCGUCAGUCCAGAGGUGGUACGCAAACUCCUCUUGGAGGAGAACCUGAAAGUCCGAGGCAGAAAAGACAGCAAGCUGGAGGUGGUGGCUCUACUCUUCUCAGAUGUUCUUCUCAUGACCAAAGUGCAGAAGAAAGGCGAACACCUGAAGGUGGUACGACCCCCUGUAGCCCUGGACAGGACCUACUGCAUUGCACUUAAGGAUAACUGUUCUUUUCUUCUGGUGGAGGUGGGGGAGCUUUGUUGUCCUGUAAAUGUCUAUGUAUUUGUAACAAGCACCCCAGAAAGCUGCUCCACUUGGGUGUCCACCAUUAAUCAGGCAAAGGCGAUGCUGGAAAACUUGAGGGAGGCCGAGAGGGGAAGACCCUCGGGGGAGAAAAGACCUCCGGUGGCUGAUAGGACAAAUGACGCAAAUGGUGAAGUCAUAGUGGCUCAGGUGGUAAACGGUGCUGAAGCAGGGCGUCAGGAUUCUGCUGGAUUGUCGCACCGGAGACUGGCCAUCAAGGACAAAGCCUGGAGAGAAAGACAAAGUGAGGUUCAUCAAGAUGAGGAACAGAGUCAGUCUCUAACUUGGAAGAACACUAAUCCAUCCACCGCUAAAAUAGUCGCAAAACAGAUUUCUGAAAAAGUCAUGGAUCCAUUCCUCCGCACUGCCACCCGGCCACGUACUCUUGUGCCAGGCGGUUACCCAGCUGUGGACUACCCAAUGGAUGACCUGAACACUUCAACGGAACCAUCAAAGAAGCAGCUAGCAGGAGAUUUCCAACCUGCUCACUAUUCCACCUGGCAAAAACACAAUCCUACACAGUUGGGAAACAUAGCGUUGUCUCCUGAGACUGAGAAUCUGAAGUCCGCUCUAUUACACAAGAAGACGGCAGUCAAUGCAAACCAAGACUCCCCACCUCAAACGGUGCAAGGUUCAAAGCCAACUUGGUCGGCAUCCAACAACUCCUCCUCCAAUUCCGAUUCUGACUCCAGCCUGAACACAAAGAGCUCCAAUUCCCACCUGGUGCUGAAGCUUGGCUCCCUAAAGCCCACCCAUGGCACCUUUUGGACUACAAACAACUCCAGAGUCUCACCAGACCCUCAGACCUUGUCUGAACCUGAACGGACAACACUUAGCUUUAACAAUAAAAAGCCCAGACUGAAAACCCAAAGGAGUGUUUCCAAUCCUACCACCGGAAUUCCAGAGGAGUCCUCCAGCAUGUCCGCUCCACCGUCUCCUCUGAAAGAUCUUCUGGAAAGGGCCAAGGGAAGAACGAGAGACAAAGAUGUUUCAAAAAGCCACAAAAACGUACCUAUGACCCAUUUAAAUCCCAGGUACCAUCCUCCUCCAUCUCCAUUGCUGUCCACCUCGUCAUCACCGUCCCCGACUGAUGGAGACAGAGACGCGGAGUGGGAGGAGGGAGGAGAGGUGCAGCUGCUCAGGCACCGAGCCCUCACGGUGAGUCAAGGAUGGAGGGAGCAACUGGUGGACGGAGAGGACGAUGACAAGAUGUACAGCCCUCUCUUUACAAACGGUGUCAACGUGGACUGGCCCGGCUGGUGCUUUGACGACAAGGAGGUGAUGAACUAUUUGCAUCCUGGAGGCAAAAGAGCUGCGGACGGUAUCAGUCAGUCGUUGGCGCUCUGUGAUCUUUCCGAGCAAGACUUGGGGCCGUAUAGUCAAGUGUAGUAAAGACACUGAGCUCAUCUUACAUAUUGGAACCUUUUUUGACUUGAAUGUGGUUUACAAAUAUGUCUGUGUCUGGUGUAUGUACAGGUACAGAACAUUCAUGUAACUUAUUUAUAUUGGUCAUUGUUUUGUGUAAAUAUAUUUGGAAUGUUUUAUUUCCUGUUUGUAUUACUAGUCAUUUCCCACAGAACCUACUUUUUUAUUGUGUAGUGAAUAAAACCAUUUCCCACUCUGUGUAAAAACACAUGUUCAUGUCUUUCUUUAGCAAACAUUGGUUCAUGUACAAAAAUAUACAAAACAACUGUCUCUAAGCCUCUGACGUAAUGUCCAUCCAUCCACUUUCUAUGCUGCUUAGGGUUGCGGGGGCAUGCUGGAGCCCAGCUGGCUUCGGGCGAGAAGUGGGGUACACCCUGGACUGAUCGCCAGCCAACGGCAGGGCCUCUGACGUAACGUGCCCUCACGUUUUCACAUGGCUUUUCUCUCUUUUGUCACGCUCGUUGGACUUAACGUGAAGAAUGGUCUCCAGUGCAGAGAACUGGAAGAUGCUUUUUCUCUGUCGGGCGGAAGAAACAAAUGGCAGUGAGCACAAUAACAGUAAAUGCAUUUAAGAUUCUGUGCAAGGUGAAAGAGAGCUGGAUGGAGUCACAUUAGAAGCAGCUAUGAAAAAGCCGGGUUACCAAAUAAUUGUUUAUCAUUUUGUAGUUAAUAGGUAGUUAAUAGAAAGCUUAUUAGUUAGUAUUAGUAUUAGUUUAUUGUAUAGUUUCAUUAUUUCUAUUGUUAAU
This is a messenger RNA of Dunckerocampus dactyliophorus (ringed pipefish), 3866 nucleotides long. It is a transcript of the gene plekhg6, whose product is annotated as pleckstrin homology domain containing, family G (with RhoGef domain) member 6. Gene Ontology annotation, cellular component: plasma membrane; endocytic vesicle; axon. The coding region runs from base 262 to 3084 and encodes 940 amino acids. NCBI's taxonomy places the organism in Eukaryota, Metazoa, Chordata, Actinopteri, Syngnathiformes, Syngnathidae. The transcript has 15 exons. Gene Ontology annotation, molecular function: guanyl-nucleotide exchange factor activity. Gene Ontology annotation, biological process: endothelial cell migration; Rho protein signal transduction. The record is from RefSeq and is a predicted model, not a curated record.